AUGUCGUCCGUGCACACAAGCAAAAUGAUGAAAUUUUUGGUUUUGGUAUUAGGUGUGCUUACAUCCAGUUUGGCUGAUUCAAACGCAGUCAGCCGAAAUUACGAUGAAGAAAUAUGUGAUCCGCAUACAAUGACACUAGCACAAUAUCCAGCAAUUCUUACAAAAUUAGAUGUUGUUUUAACGAAUCCAUUAAAAUUACGUGCAACUUUCCGUUUGCCGAAUAGUACGAAAGAAAUUACAGCAGAAGGAAUGUCUUACGGCAGUACUAGUUCCUUCACUCAGGAUAGUGCCAUCGUUGCCUGUCGCUCACUUGGAUGUAGUAAAGCAGCUGGAAGAGUUACUAUGAGUUGGACACCAACUCAAGCAUGUCGAUUUACUUGUCCUGACGGUACCAGUGCGUUACAGACGUGUCGUAAUAUGCAACAAGAUUUCCGAUGUCCAACAGAUGCAAUGAGCCUAAAAGAGUGUAUUACAAAACCAUUUUUUAGUAUAUCAGGAAAUAACCUAAAUGGCAUAGCAUUCGUGUGUUCGGAAUGUGGUGAAGAUUAA
This is a messenger RNA of Didymodactylos carnosus, 549 nucleotides long. The record is from the annotation of a GenBank genome assembly. Lineage: Eukaryota; Metazoa; Rotifera; Eurotatoria; Philodinida; Philodinidae.